Molecule: messenger RNA, 570 nt
Organism: Carassius auratus (goldfish)
Lineage: Eukaryota; Metazoa; Chordata; Actinopteri; Cypriniformes; Cyprinidae
Product: scavenger receptor cysteine-rich type 1 protein M130-like
Exons: 2
Coding region: 92-535 (147 amino acids)
Cellular component (GO): membrane
Source: RefSeq, a predicted model, not a curated record
UGCUGCAGUGGUGUGUAGAGAGCUGGACUGUGGAGAACCUGUAGAUGCUCUGGCUAAUGCACACUUUGGACCAGGAUCAGGACCAGUCUGGAUGGCUUUUGUCAGAUGUGUUGGUUCAGAAUCCACACUGAAGGACUGUGAAUCAGCAGGAUGGGACCGAAGUUUUUGUGAACAUUCUAAAGAUGCUGGAGUCAUCUGCUCAGAAGUCCGGCUGAUUGGAGGUUCUCGCUGCUCUGGGAGAUUAGAGAUCCUUCAUAAUCAGACGUGGAUGUCAGUGUGUGAUGCUGUCUUUGACCAGCAGGAUGCAGAGGUUGUGUGUAGAGAGCUGGACUGUGGGGCUCCUGUACAGGUGCUGGGAGCAGCUGCUUUUGACAAAGGAGACGCUCAGAUGUGGACACAAGAGAUUCAGUGCAGAAGAAAUGAGUCUCAGAUUCAUAUGUGUCAAACAUCUUUCAAAUUCACACCCAAUUACAACUGUACUCACAAAAAUAAUGUUGGACUGCUUUGUACAGGUACGUGUUGUCUGUUUCAAUAGGAAAUAUUUACUUAAUUACUUAAUCUCUUCUAAUU